UCUUGAUGUGAUAAUUUGAGUUAAUAUAAAAUUUUAAACCAAUAAUUUAUUACAAAUUGAACAAAUAUAAUACGUUGUUCGAGCUGAUUGAGAUUACUAAAGAUCUCAUGAAACGGUAUUAACGAAUCACAUUUCACGCGUUACAACUAGACAGUAUUCAAUUAUUUCUUUUUAAUCGUAGUUGGAGUCAUUUUUCAUUAAAGAUCAACUUAAUAAUAUCAUUUGUUGCAUUUUCUGAUCAAACAGUUAAUCCAGUUUUGUGUAUACAUUGUUGGUUGUCAUGGACAUUAGCUGUUUCUGCUUCUCGAAAAAGGUAAAUAUUUCAAAUAUUAGUGUUAUUAUUUGGUUCUAUUAAAUUGUCCUGCUAUGGUCGAAGUUGAUCAUAUCGACUCUUCAUCUCCAUCUUUAGUUAAUCAUGAUGACAGUAAAAGUCCCGGUUAUCAUUUUAUUUCAAACUUUCAAUCGAUGCACGAUUUGAUUGAAAAAUUAAUCCUUCUUAAAUAUGACAAGGAGUUUUGUCCUGUUUACAAAUGUCAACCUCUUCAUAGGUAUUACUUUACAAUCCAAACCAACCCAGGAGAGCAAUUUUAUGUAUUUUCAUGUCUUUCCGUUUGGUUGAUUAAGGAAAAAUGUCAACUAAAGAUGACCAGCGAACUUAAUCCACAAGAUUAUGAAGAUCCAAAUGUAACAAUCCAUGGAAUCUUGGAUGCUGUUCGUUUAAUUGUUGACAAGGUGUCAAUUGCUCCAAAUAAAAUUAAACAAGGUUAUGGAUCAGAAGUCAUUUGGAUACUCAAUACACUAACCGAUGAUGCAUUGAGUAAAAAUCAAUUUGCUCGUUCACCAAUUGUGGUUAAAGUGUUGACAUCGGAUAAAGAUUAUGAACUGGAUAAUAUUGAAGAGGAUAAAAUAAUUGAAGAUGAAGAUGAUAUUGAAAUCAAUUUCAAUGAUCAAUUUACACUAUUAGAUGAUGAAUAUGGAGAUUUUGACAAUGAAAUGGUUACCGAUAAACUGUAUACUCAAUCCUUGGUCAACCGUCCACAAGCAAUACUGGCUAGCAACGUUGACUCGGCCGAGUGGAAGAUUGAAGUUGAAAGAGUUUUGCCUCAGUUGAAGGUUAUCCUUCGUUCAUCUGACCACAAAGCUGAUUGGAGAGCUCAUAUUGAGGAAAUGUAUCGACAUCGAAACGAGGUGGAAAAACAUUUCGAGACAACUUCUAAUUCCUUGAAAAAAUUGUCCGAUGAAAUUAACAAAGAAAUGGCUCAGAUUGGAGCAAGGGAAAAGUACCUUCAAUUGCAAUUGGAAACAUUAACUUCUGAAUAUAAUUCACUGGAGGCUCAUCUCAAGCAAGCAACGGAAAGUUAUAAAAUGGUCAGUGGUGGUGUUACCGAGAAAUCACGUAAAUUGGCUUCGAUUUCAGAGGAAUUGGAUUCAGUCAAGGAAGAGAUGGAGAAAAGAGGAACUGCCAUGACUGAUGGAACACCCUUAAUCAGUAUUCGUAAAGCCUUAACUACAAUUAAGCAGGAAAUAGUCUCUCUUGAUAUAAGGAUUGGAGUUGCGAUGCACACUUUGCUUCGUAUUAAAGUUGCUGAUAGUACCAAAGAUGCGCUGGAGAAACAACAGCCAUUCAAAAAUAAUCGAAUGGAUGAAUUAAUUUUUUAAGAUAAUUCGGAAAAAUUAACACUGUUGGUGUCGUUGUGAAUCUUGAGUUAGCUGAAGACUAAAUUGACAAUCUGAGAGUUUUUCUGCUAAUUAUUACCAGCAACGCUAAUGAUAGUUGAAAGUUAAUGUAAUUAUUAUUGAAAAGCAAUUACCAGGAAAAAAAAUUCUUAUUGCAUCGCAAAAAAAUUGCAUCGAUCUAUUGAUGUUGAAUGAUAAAGUAUAAGAUGAUCAAAGAUCUGAUGUCAAAAGAUUUGAAUUGUUAAAAUUGAAUGUUUCCUAAAUUGAUCGAGUUGUAAAACGUUUCAUCCUUGCUUGAUGCCUGAAAUGAGAAACAAAUGAAUUGAUUUAUAUUUAUCCUUGGCUCAGAUUGAAAUGAAACAUUUCACAUGCAAUAGUUGAACAUACAAAAGUAAAUCUAAAUUAAAAAUCAAUAUUAAUCCUUGUUGGUAGUGCAUUUUCAAUUGUCUUUGCCGUACAAAUGAAUUAACAUUUCUGCUCUUUCCAAUUCACCAUAAACGACGCUUUUUAAAAUUCACGUCAGUUAUUGGUUGAUAUCAUGGGAUAAUUAAUCAUGUUCAGUUCAAUUAUUGUGUACGCUCAAAUUUAAUAAUCCCCAUGAAUAUAAAGAUAUCAAUGUUAGUUAAUAUUAGAUGAUAUUUGAUGAUCUUAUUGCCUUUUAGCGAACCCAUUUCCUAGUCAAUUUCAAACUCGUCUAGAUGGACCCAAUGGCUUAUUCACUUGGCCUCUAUUGAUUAAAAUGACAAUACAAAUAAAAAUUGACGUCAGGAAUUGAUUCUUGCAGGUAGUCAAACCUUAACUACUCAAGGUAACAAGAGAUAUAUUCACAGUUUGACGGCCAUUCAGACAAAAACAAUGUUAUAAAUUUUUUAUUACAAUCAUUUAUUACUUUACAAUUACUCUGAUCUCUGAGCUUAUACAAUCGCAUUGAAUCAUGAUUGUAAGUUGUAAAGCUACGAGAAAAAUUAAAUAUCGUCAAGUUAAUUCAUUUUAAAGAUUUGCAACAACAACAUCAAUUCAACUGGUAAUUGAUUUAAGAAUUGGUCAAUUAAACGUUUAACUGGUUAUUUACUUGGUUAAACAAUAAGGUUAACCUUCCAGUGUUUUCAUGAUGAGAAUAGAAAAUGUUUGAUCACUUGAUGUUAAUUAUAAAUACAUGCUUCUCAAUGAUAAUUUCAACUUCAUUAAGAUUCUUCACUUCACUGCGGUAAUAUUACUUUUUCAGCUGUAAUGAGGUUUAAAUAAAUAGUGUUGAUCAUUUUUUGCUUUUAAGAUAUCAAGUUAGGCUAUAACUGACCUCGUAAUGUGAAUUUUCAAUUUUCACUUCAAGUUGAUCAUUUAAAUUCACAUUUUUUGUAUGGGUCAAGGGUAACUGGAAACAAGUUUAAAGAAGAAGCUCGGGAAAAUGUUAAAAUGAAAUUGAAAAUUAUUUUGGUUAAUUUAUUUAAGGUAUAUUGGUUUAUUUAGACUAGAUUUGAGUCUCAUUCCUGGUUGAGUUGUGUGUAAUGAAUAAUUCACUGAAUUGGGGAUUAAACAUGGAAGACUUUACUUGUUAAUUGUAUGAAGUCAAAACAUCAAAUUUUUUCGUAAAAAUUGUAACUAAUCUAAAAAGAUUUCAAGGAAAACUCAAGCUGCAAGCCAUGGUUGAACUACAAGUCCGAAAACUGUCAAAGCUUAAUCACAAUUCAGGUUACUCAGGACUUUGCAUGGAAACUUUGAAUUUCAAGUUAAGAGUUGGGGCUUUGUAGGUUUGUUGGGGCAUAAAAACUGAUUAAAAAGUGAUAGUAAUUAAUAUUAGAAAAUAUAAAUAUAAUGAAAAUUAGGAUUCACAGAGGCUGUUUCAAACAAAUUGAAUUUUGUGGAAAAGUAAUUUUGUUUCAUGUUUCAUUAAAUAUAACACGAUAUUGAAUAAUUAUUUUUUCAUUUGCGUUUUCAAUUGUCACUGAGAUAAUUUGAUGAAACUUGAUAUUUCAUAGUUCUUUUGUGAUUCAAUGGUUUGUCAACAGCUUUGACCAAAGUUAAGAGACUUUGAAUUUGAAGUGCAUUUAAAAUGAUUGAAACAGGAAUCACUGUUGGUGUGAAAGAUGGUGCUUAUGAUUUAAUCCAUGAUAAAAAGUCAACCUCAUGUUUUAAGCAAAUCGUUGAUACUCUGUUCAAUUAUAAAUCUCAAUACAAUACGAGCUAUAACACUAAUUUUCAUAUGAAUGGAUCAAUCGAUGUGCUGCUCGAACCAGUGGUAACCAUUUACAACGACAGUUUCCCGAACGUCACCUUGUCUUUGCCUUUUGGUUCAUCCAUUUGUGUUGUUGUUCAUACGAUUCCAGCAAGUUCACAAUUUGUUGAUGCUGUUGACUCAAUAUCGAUAUUUUCAAUCAAUUUUUUUAUUCUUCUCAUGGUUGGUGUAAUACUCUGUUCUUUUAUUGUUAACAAACCGAUAAAACCAUUGAUAGAACGAUUGAAACAUUCAUUUU
Molecule: messenger RNA, 4148 nt
Organism: Tetranychus urticae (two-spotted spider mite)
Lineage: Eukaryota; Metazoa; Arthropoda; Arachnida; Trombidiformes; Tetranychidae
Product: intraflagellar transport protein 57 homolog
Biological process (GO): non-motile cilium assembly; intraciliary transport
Cellular component (GO): microtubule organizing center; Golgi apparatus; intraciliary transport particle B
Source: RefSeq, a predicted model, not a curated record